Clonostachys solani is the source of this 480-nucleotide messenger RNA. The record is from the annotation of a GenBank genome assembly. NCBI's taxonomy places the organism in Eukaryota, Fungi, Ascomycota, Sordariomycetes, Hypocreales, Bionectriaceae.
AUGGCUAUGGAUCAUGGCAGAGACCCUUGCCCUUGGGUCGUUUUGAACGAUUUCGGUGGUGCUUUCGCCAUGGGGUGUAUCGGAGGUGCCCUCUGGCACGGGGUGAAGGGAUUCCGGAACAGUCCUUAUGGCGAGCGGCGAGUAGGUGCCAUCACAGCUGUCAAGCUGCGGGCCCCCGUCUUGGGCGGCAAUUUCAGUGUGUGGGGAGGUUUAUUUUCUAUUUUCGAUUGCGGACUCAAGGGUUUACGAAAGAAGGAGGACCCGUGGAAUGCGAUCGGAGCAGGCUUCUUCACCGGAGGGUCUCUGGCGAUUCGGGGCGGUUUCAAGGCGGCAAGAAAUGGUGCCAUUGGGUGUGCCAUCCUGCUGGCAGUUAUCGAGGGUGUCGGUAUCGGGUUUUCAAAGAUGAUGGCCGGUGGCACGAAACUAGAAGCGCCCUUGCCACCCGCCUCCCAACCCAACGAAGGGCACGCUCUUGCAUAA